GGUUUCCGGCGGGAGCCGGGACUGUGGGCGGAGGUGAGGCUGCGGCUUGGGUGCUGGAGCUGGACCGGGAGCUGGCUGGGUGCUGCCCUGCCCUGUGGUACUCGCCGGAAUGCCUCACUUGGAAAACACGGUGCUUUGUCGCGAGUCCCAAGUGUCCACCUUGCAGUCCCUGUUUGGAGAGAGACAUCAUUUCAGCUUUCCAUCAAUUUUUAUUUAUGGGCAUACUGCCAGUGGAAAGACCUAUGUAACACAAACUUUGUUGAAAACUUUAGAGCUCCCACAUGUCUUUGUGAAUUGUGUUGAAUGCUUUACCUUGAGGCUGCUCUUAGAACAAAUUUUAAACAAAUUGAAUCAUCUUAGUUCUUCAGAGAAUCGAUGUCCUACCCACAUAACCUGUGAAACAUUUAAUGAUUUUGUUCGCUUAUUUAAACAAGUAACCAAAGCUGAAAGUCUCAAGGAUCAGACUGUAUAUAUCGUUCUAGACAAAGCAGAAUAUCUAAGAGAUAUGGAAGCAAAUCUUUUGCCUGGGUUUCUUAGGUUACAAGAAUUGACUGACAGAAAUGUGACUGUUCUCUUUCUCAGUGAAAUUGUUUGGGAAAAGUUUCGUCCAAAUACUGGGUGCUUUGAGCCAUUUGUCUUGUAUUUCCCUGAUUAUAGCAUAGGGAACCUUCAAAAGAUCUUGUCGCAUGAUCAUCCUCCAGAGUAUUCAGCUGAUUUCUAUGCUGCCUACAUUAAUAUUCUUCUUGGAGUUUUCUAUACCGUCUGCCGAGAUUUGAAGGAGCUCAGACAUCUGGCAGUACUUAAUUUUCCUAAAUAUUGUGAGCCUGUGGUUAAAGGAGAAGCAAAUGAACGUGAUACUCGCAAACUCUGGAGAAAUAUUGAACCUCAUUUGAAGAAAGCCAUGCAGACUGUUUAUCUCCGGGAAAUAUCAAGUUCACAGUGGGAAAAGCUACAGAAAGAUGACACAGAUCCAGCACAACUGAAAGGUCUCUCAGCAUAUACUCAUGUGGAACUUCCAUAUUACUCCAAGUUUAUUCUCAUUGCUGCAUACCUCGCUUCGUACAAUCCAGCAAGAACUGACAAGAGGUUCUUCCUUAAGCAUCAUGGGAAAAUCAAGAAAACCAACUUCCUAAAGAAACAUGAAAAGACAAGCAAUCAUCUUCUCGGUCCAAAACCAUUUCCACUUGACAGGUUAUUAGCAAUAUUGUAUAGUAUCGUGGAUAGCAGGGUUGCUCCAACAGCAAACAUCUUUUCCCAGAUUACCUCUCUAGUGACCCUUCAGCUAUUAACCCUGGUUGGUCACGACGAUCAGCUUGAUGGACCAAAAUACAAAUGCACUGUAUCUCUAGAUUUCAUCAGAGCUAUUGCUAGAAAAAUCCAUCUUUUAAUCCUCUGCCUACUUUUUAAUUGGAUUGGAUAUUUUUUUGGUGUUGAAUGAUGUAAGUUCUUUAUAUAUUUUGGAUAUUAAUUCCUUAUGAAAAAAUCUAAUUAGAAAAGAUAUAUGCACCACUAUGCUUAUUGCAGCAUUAUUUUCAAUAGCCAGGGUAUGGAGGCAGCCCAAGUAUCCAUCAAUAGAUGAAUGGAUAAAGGUGUGGUACAUAUAUGCAAUGUGAUAUUACUCAGUCAUAAAAAAAGACGAGUUCUUGCCAUUUGCAAUAACAUGGAUGGAUCUAGAGAGUAUAAUGCUAAGUGAAAUAAGUUAGGCAGAGAAAGACAAAUACCAUAUAAUUUUACUUAUGUGUGGAAUCUAAAAAAGAAACACUUUAAACAAAUUUUUUUAAUGUUUAUUUUUGAGAGAGAGAGAGACAGAUUGCAAAUGGGGGAAGGGCAGAGAGAGAGGGAGAUACAGAAUCCAAAGCAGGCUCCAGGCUCCAGGCUAUCAGUACAGAACCCGAUGUGGGGCUUGAACCUACAAACUGCAAGAUCAAGACCUGAGCCCAAGUCAGACGCUUAACCAACUGAGCCACCCAGGCAUCCCUAAAAAACAAACUCUUAAAUACAGACAACAAAUAGGUGGUGGCCAGAGGGGAAGUGGGAAGGGGAUGAAGAAGUAAAAGCUUCUAGUUACAAAGUAAAUAAUUCAUGGAGAUGAAAAAUAACAGGAAAUAUAGUCAAUAAGAUGGCAGUAAUGUUUGGUGAUGGAUAGUGACCUCACUUGUGUGAGCACUGAGUCACGUAUAGAAUUGUUGAAUCAAUAUGUCUCGUACUCCUGAAACUAAUAUAACAUUGUACAUCAGUUAUACUUAAAAAAAAAAAAAAAGUCUUCAAUAAUUUCCCAUGACUCUUAGGAUAAAAAAAAAACAGGAAUCUUUAAAGUAGCCUACAAGACCCCAAGUGAUCUGGCCCCUGCCACAUCACUUUGUUGCCCAGGCCACAUCUAGUACAAACACUGCUCUUGGUAUUUGCACUUUAACCCAGCUGGCUUUUUUUAAAUUCUUCAUAUUCACCAUUCUGCUUCCCAUCUUUGCAAAUGCAGCACUUUCCAACUCCUCCACUCCUUUAUCUAGCUAAUUGGAGCUUAACCUUUGAUGUCAUUUUAAAUGAAAAGUGUUCUUAAACCACCAUCAUCCCUCCCCCCCCCUCACACUAUACAGGUAAACUGGUCUCAUUCUUUUCUUCUGUUACUUAUCAUAGUUUUAAUUAAGUAAUUAAUUCAAUAAUUAGAUUUUAUCUUUCUUUCUACCAUAUAAGUCCACAAAGCUCAAAGCAGAGACUGUAUGUCAAUCGCUGCCUUACCUCACACUUAAACACGAUGCUUUAAAGUUAGUAUGUGCGAAAUAUAUAAAUAGUACAUAUUUUCCUAUAAUGAUUAGCAGUAAAACUUCUGAUGAAAAGGAACCAUUGUGGGCUUGUGUUUGGGGGAAGCAACAAGAAGGGGGCUAAAGAGACCGUUUCAUUCCAAACUGAGGUAUGGUGGAGAUAAGAGAUGGCAAGGAUAGUUACCAAAGAAGAGGUAGGUGUGUCUGUUGCCGACACCUGUGGUAGAGAAUGAAUUAUUAGAUCAGAGGACACAACCUAAAUGUUCAAAACAAGAGAAUGGAUCGCUAAUUUAUUGUAUGUUCUUAUUUUUGAAAAGUACUGUGCAGUUAUUAAAAAUCAUACUUUUGAAGUUUGGUAAAAACAUAAAAGUACUCUUGAUACAGGCUUAAGUGAAUAAAGCCAUUAUAUAUGGAGUUAUAUACACAAGAAAAGUAGGAAAACCUAAAGGAAGAGAGUAAUGGUCAAAACUGGCAAUUGCUGCCAGGAAAUCAAACAUCUGCUUUAAUGAUAAAACAGUCAUUUGUAACUUUAUUGGGAACACUUACAGGACUACAGUGGGUUAGAAGUCAGAGAUUAUAGUAUUUAGAAGAAAAUUGAUGCAGCAAAUAGAAUGCUUUUAAUUCAUUUGUUCAUUUAACAUUUAUUAUGUUGCUCAUUAUAAUCACUGUGCUAGGCUUUGGGGGAUAUAGCAACAAGUAUAACAGAUAUAACCUAUCCUCAUUAGCCUGUAUUCCAGUUUAUUUUUGUUUGUUUUUUGUUUUUUUGUUAGGAUUUUUAUCUACUAAAGGGGUUGUGAAGUUGUGAGAGGGGUAUUAUUAUUUAAAUAUUUGAAUAUAUUUAAAUGCUUAUGGGAAAGGGGUGAUAGAGGAGAAUCAGUGAUACGAGAGACAGAGAUUAAAGCCUCAAGUCCUUGAAAUGGUUUAUCAACAUGGCAUUUAGAAACGAGUUGAAAGAAAUAGCUCUGGAUGAGCUGGAUGAGGGAACUCUUCUUGUGUUAUAACAUGAAGAAAAAGUGGAUUCAGAUGGAGCUGAGUUUGGAAUUUGGUGGCAAGAAGUUGAGGGUAUUCUUGUGUCGUCUUUUUUGCCUGUAAAGAAGGAGGCAAAUUUGAGACCAAGGACAGAAGUAAUAGCAGUCUGAGAGGAACAUGGGUAUUUGAAAUAACUGCUGUGGGGAAUGGAAGAAAGCGCUGCCAGGAAAAGCAACUUGCUGGGAGUAUUGAGGGCCUAUUUAAGGUUCCUGACCUUGAAUUUACAGUGGUACCAGUCUGUGAAACUUGUGAUCCUCUCCAGUAGCAUUCCAUAUGUCCCUGGUACUGGGACAGCAAAGGGACAUUAUUGAAAUCACAGAGGAUUGGGGUUUUGCCAGGUGAAUUUGGUGGAUGCUAGCAAGUGAGUACUUAAAGUAAAAUAACCAUGGAGUCUGAGCUAGGAAGGGAAGGAAGGAAGUGAAGCCAGUAGAGGGCCAGUAGUUCAGUGCCUAGAAUGUAAGACUCAUGAAGUAUUUGUAGAUCAGGAGAAAGUGAAGGGGCUUGUGACCUGUUUCAAGGUGUUCCAGAUAGCUUAAAGAAAGAGCUUGGGGACCAGAGGAUAGAAUGCCUGAAUUUAUGUUUUUAGAGGUGGAAUAUUUCUGAGUGUGAUCAUUAAGAGUAGAAAAGAAUGUCAUUGGGGUGCCUGGGUGGCUCAGUUGGUUCAGUGUCCAACUUCGGCUCAGGUCAUGAUCUCACAGUUCCUGAGUUCGAACCCUGCAUUGGACUCUGUGCUGACCACUCAGAGCCUGGACCUUGCUUUGGAUUCUGUGUCUCCCUCUCUCUCUGCCCCUCCCCAGAUCGCGUUCUGUCUCUGUCAAAAAUAAACAGAUAUUAAAAAAAAAUUUUUUUUUAAAAGAAAAUGCCAUUGAAGGUAAGUAAGACAGGUGUGCAGUGAAGUCACUAAGGCUGAUACAGAUCUUGGGAUGGAGAGGAGGACUGAACUGGGUGCUAUAGUUUUCAGUGACUAAGAGAUAGUGGCAGGGCGAUACAAGGUGGUGAGUGGAAUGAUCUGAGUCUCAGAGGAGCAGAGCUUUUGGUACCAGGACACCAACCCCACCGAAGAGGACAUUGGAAAGAACUGAAGAAGAGGCAAGGUCCUUCAGGGGGAGCCACAUUUAAACCCAGAAGAGAAAAAACAUACAUGGGAGAGACAGAAGACAUAGAGAACUUUAUUGACCAAGGAACAGUGAGAAAGUUUGGACAGAGAAGCAGUUGGAGGCUUUAAAGAAGUACAAAAUAUGGAGGUAGUAUAUGGGCAAAGACAGCUGAUGAGAAGCUUAUUAAUUAUUGUCCUUAGGAUGUUCUUAAUGUGAAUGGUAGUUUUAAGUUUCUUUCUUACAUAGUCCUUGGGAAGACAAUACAAGAUAACAAGAUUGAAACUUAAAGUUGUCUGGUUGCAAGUUAUCAGAAGAACCAAACUAAAAAAUCAAACUGCCCACAAAAGUAAAAGGAAAUAAAAUAGCAUCCCAUGAGAAAAAAACAUAUUUCAGGGUAGUAAAAGAAUCAACAAAGUGAAAUAAAAGGAUAAAGGGAAAAUUAAAUCUUUAGACAUAUGCCAUGUAACUAACUUGUAUUAGAAUAUUCUGAAUUCUGAUUUAAGAAUUAAUACUCCUAGGAAAAAAAGAGGACAACUAAGAAACAGGCUCUUAACCAUAGAAAACAAACUGAUGGGUACCAAAGGGGAGAAGGCGGAGGAGAUGGGAGAAAUAGCGAUGGGGAUUAAGGAGGGCACUUGUGUUGAGCACUGAGUGUUGUGUAUAAGAGUUGAAUCACCGGAAACUAAUAUUAUACUCUAUGUUAACUAACUGGAAUUUAAAUAAAAACUUGGAAAAAAAGGAAUUGAUUACACCUAGGCAAAUUGUCACUAACAUAUUGUCAUAAACAUAUUAUUUAUGUUUAUCCUGUUUUUUUCUGUAUGCUUACUUUAGAAAAUAAUUCAUUUCUGGGGUGCCUGGGUGGCUCAGUUGGUUGAGCGUCUGACUUCAGUUCAGGUCACGAUCUCACAGUUGGUGAGUUUGAGCCCCGCGUCGGGCUCACUGCUGUCAGCCUGUCAUCCUCUCUUUGCCCCUCCCUGUUUACUCUCUCUCUCUCUCUCAAAAAAUAAAUUAAAAAAACACUUAAAAAAUAAAAAAGAGCAAGUAUCUCUUGUACCUGUACAAAAACUAUCCAAAAUCUUAAAAUCAUAUUUAUAUGAAUUUGAUUUAUAUAAAUUUCAUGGCAUCUGAAGCCAUGAAAAGCCAGAGAAAGUAUGUAUAAAGUACAUAACACUCUUUGUAAGUUAAAGCAUUGUUUACAGCAAAUUGUGUCUCCAAGUCCUGUAAUAUUUGGAACGUGUGACAUAAGUUUUGAUGUCCUUGUAGUUAUUCUUUCAAAUUCUGCCACUAGAAUAAGGUAUGUGGGGUCAGUAACCAAGUCACCUGUUUACAUUGGAGGAUGGAGAGAUGAUGGAGAAAGACAUUUAUACAUCUUGGGCGUUAAGUGUUUCUUUUUCCUUCUAAGACUAAACAUUUUUUUAAAUAUUUAUUUUGAGAGAGCAUGAGCAAGGGAGGGGCAGGGAGAGAGGAGACAGAGAAUCCCAAGCAGGCUCGCACUGUCAGUGCAGAGCCCUAUGUGGGACACGAUCUCAUCAACUGUGAGAUCAUGACCUGAGUCGAAAUCAAGAGUCAAAUCGAAAUCAAGUGAAUUAACUGACUGAGCCACCAGGCUCAGUAAAUGUGUCUUAAAGGAAUGAUCUUAUAUAUUCAAUUCCUGAGUAAUUUACUGCCUUGAAAAAGUCCAGAAAUCUUAAGGGUGUCAUUCAGUUUGCUUGAGUACUUCCCAGUGACAAAGCAAAGAAAUGGGCUGUAGUGAAGCUUUUAUAAAUGGAUACAGUCAGGUAGUGUAGUGUUUUUAAGUCAGUCCAUUCGUUCUAGCAAAGAAAACUUUUCCACAAAUUAUGCUAAAGUUAUACACUAGAUUGAGUAAAAUAAAGGAGUCCUGCCACUAAUGAAUCACUGUAUUUCAUUUGUUUGCGUUUUCUUCUGGUCCUAGUCCAUUAUACAGAUGCUUGUCCUGAGCGGUCAGUGCUGAGUUGCAAUUCUGUCCUCCUUUUCCCUCUUAGUGUUUGUAGGUAUGUCUUCAUAUUGGUUGUUUUGUAUGACAGUCCCAUAUUUUAUCACAUAAUACCCUCUAAUCCUGUAGUUUUAAAUUUUAAAUGUUUUAAUCUUGGCUUCUUCUAAAUUUCGUUUCCCACUCAAUGUCAAAAAACCCAAAAGCCCAAAACAAUAAAACUUAAGAUUAAAUCCACUUUACCUUGUCACUUUAGGUUUGUAACAUUAAGACUCAAA
Molecule: messenger RNA, 7114 nt
Organism: Panthera uncia (snow leopard)
Lineage: Eukaryota; Metazoa; Chordata; Mammalia; Carnivora; Felidae
Gene: ORC5
Product: origin recognition complex subunit 5
Exons: 14
Coding region: 110-1438 (442 amino acids)
Biological process (GO): DNA replication initiation; DNA replication
Cellular component (GO): nucleus; nuclear origin of replication recognition complex
Molecular function (GO): DNA replication origin binding
Source: RefSeq, a predicted model, not a curated record